AUGUCAAGUGUGGUGUUCAAUGCAAGCGCCGUCGGCAAAAAUACCGCCGAGCUAUUCCCCACAACAAUCGGUGGCGCUACGAAAAUGUAUCGCUAUCAGCACAUAAUGCCUGCACCGGAGCUGAAGUCGAGCAACGGUGGCGCCGCGCUGAUCAAGACACGCAAAUACACACCGCGUGGCAUGGCAUUGGCCAAUGCCUCCUCCAGCAACAGCAGCAACAGCUCCUCAUCAUCCUCCAGCUGCUCGUCGCCCUACAACGUCGAUCAGUCGCAAUCUGUGCAGCGCCGCAAUGCCCGGGAACGGAAUCGCGUCAAGCAGGUGAACAACAGCUUUGCCCGGCUACGCCAGCACAUACCCCAGUCCAUAAUUGCGGAUCUGACCAAGGGCGGCGGCCGGGGACCGCACAAGAAAAUCUCGAAAGUGGACACGCUGCGCAUCGCCGUCGAAUAUAUACGGCGCCUGCAGGACCUGGUCGACGAUCUGAAUGGCGGACCGAGCGCGAACAGCUGCACGCCAACGGCAGCCCAGUUCAAUUUGUGCCUGGACGAGACCAGCAGCCAGAGCUCCAAUUCGAGCAGCAGCUCCAGUGUCAGUUCCAGUGCCAGCCAGCAGCUGGCACAGCAGCUCUACUACAGCAGCGCGCUGCUAACUCAAGCCGCCACGCCCACAGCCCUGCAGCAGCAGCAGCAAUUGCAGCGUCAACAAUAUCCCAAUCAUCCGCUAACGCCAAUCACACUGAACGCCAACACUGCACAGCCAGCGAAUGCGGCGAUGAGUUCGGCAGCUACGACAAAUAUUGCUGGUGGCUGCCACUCGCCCACAUCUUCAUUCAACUCCAGCAUGUCCUUCGACUCGGGCACGUACGAGGCGCAGCCGCAGCAAUUGUCGCCUCCUGUGGCCGCCAUGGAUGCUCAGCUGCAGCUAAAAUUCGAGCCGUACGAGCACUUUCAGCUCGACGAGGAGGACUGCACGCCCGACGACGAAGAAAUUCUCGACUAUAUAUCGCUCUGGCAGGAGCAAUAG
Molecule: messenger RNA, 1023 nt
Organism: Drosophila hydei
Lineage: Eukaryota; Metazoa; Arthropoda; Insecta; Diptera; Drosophilidae
Gene: sc
Product: achaete-scute complex protein T4
Exons: 1
Coding region: 1-1023 (340 amino acids)
Biological process (GO): positive regulation of transcription by RNA polymerase II
Cellular component (GO): RNA polymerase II transcription regulator complex
Molecular function (GO): DNA-binding transcription factor activity, RNA polymerase II-specific; protein dimerization activity; RNA polymerase II transcription regulatory region sequence-specific DNA binding
Source: RefSeq, a predicted model, not a curated record